Molecule: messenger RNA, 4398 nt
Organism: Lonchura striata (white-rumped munia)
Lineage: Eukaryota; Metazoa; Chordata; Aves; Passeriformes; Estrildidae
Source: RefSeq, a predicted model, not a curated record
AUGCCACCGCCGUUGCUGUCCCCGCUGUCCCCUCUGCUCCUGCUGCUCCUCUCCAGCUCCGCCCGCGGCGCCGUCCACGCCAACCUCACCGAAGGCUGCCAGAUCAUCCACCCUCCGCGGGACGGGGGCAUCCGCUACCGGGGCCUAACGCCGGACGAGGUGCGGAGCGUGCGGUUCCUGCCCUUCGACUACGAGAUCGAGUACGUGUGCCGGCCCGAGCGCGAGAUCGUGGGGCCCAAGGUGCGCAAGUGCCAGCGCGACGGCACCUGGACGGCCAUGGGCCACCCCAGCCGCUGCCUGCGGACGUGCCCCAAGGCCCACCUGAGCCUGGAGAACGGGCAGGUGGCUGCGGGGGCCAUGGAGAAGGUCCCCGUGGAGGGCACCUGGGCCAGGUUCUCCUGCCAGCCCGGCUUCCGCCUGGUGGGCGCCGCGCGCAGCAACUGCACCCGGAGCGGGCGCUGGAGCCAGCCCCGGCCACACUGCCUGCCUCAUCGCCCCCCCUCAGGUGAGUCCGUGCUCCUCCCCCACCCCCCCAAAUCCAUGGGGAGCCCCGAGCGGGUGGCCCCGCGCUGGCUGGGGGCGGCCGUUUUGGGGUGGUUUUUGGGGUGGCUGCUGGGCCGGACGCCGACGUGGGCCCUAGGGAAGAAGGCCGUGCACGUGGGCGCGCUCUUCCCCAUGUCCGGCGGCUGGCCGGGCGGGCAGGCGUGCCUGCCGGCCGUCAGGAUGGCCCUGGAGGACAUCAACGAGCGCCGUGACAUCCUGCCCGACUACGAGCUGCGCCUCAUCCACGUCGACAGCAAGUGUGACCCCGGCCAGGCCACCAAGCUGCUCUACGAGCUGCUCUACAACCUCCCGUUCAAGAUCAUCCUCAUGCCCGGCUGCUCCAGCGUCUCCAUUUUUUUUUUUUUUUUUGCGCGGAUCUGGAACGUCACCGUGCUCUCCUACGGCUCCAGCUCCCCGGCGCUCUCCAACCGCCGGCGCUUCCCGACCUUCUUCCGGACGCACCCGUCAGCGACGCUGCACAACCCCACGCGCGUCCAGCUCUUCAAGAAGUGGGGCUGGACCAAGAUCGCCACCAUCCAGCAGACCGAGGAGGUCUUCACCUCGACCCUGGAUGACCUCGACCGGCGGGUGAAGGAGGCCGGGCUGGAGAUCACCUUCCGCCAGAGCUUCUUCUCCGACCCCUCCGCGUCCGUCCGGAACCUCAAGCGCCAGGACGCCCGGAUCAUCGUGGGGCUCUUCUACGAGACGGUGGCACGGAAAGUCUUCUGUGAGGUCUACAAGGAGAAGCUCUACGGCAAGAAGUACGUCUGGUUCCUGAUUGGCUGGUACGCCAACAAGUGGUUCCGCACCCCGGACCCCUCCAUCAACUGCACCGAGGCCGAGAUGGCCGAGGCCGUUGAGGGCCACAUCACCACCGAGAUCGUCAUGCUCAACCCCGAGAACACCCGCAGCAUCUCCAACAUGACGUCCCAAGAGUUCAUCGAGAAGCUGGAGAAGAGGCUGGGGAACAACCCGAAGGAGACCGGGGGCUACCAGGAGGCGCCACUGGCCUACGACGCCAUCUGGGCCUUGGCCUUGGCGCUCAACAAGACGGCCCAAGAGUUGGCCAAGCAAGGGGUGGGGCUGGACGAGUUCAACUACAACAACAAGACCAUCACCGAUGAGAUCUACCGGGCCCUCAACUCCUCGGCCUUCGAGGGCGUCUCGGGCCACGUUGUGUUCGACGCCAGCGGCUCCCGCAUGGCCUGGACCCUCAUCGAGCAGCUCCAAGAUGGGGAGUACCAGAAGAUCGGUUACUAUGACAGCACCAAGGACAACCUGUCCUGGUACAACAACGACAAAUGGAUCGGGGGGUCCCCUCCGGCCGAUUACACCAAGGUGAUCACCACGUUCCGCUUCCUGUCCCAAAAAUUGUUCAUUUCUGUCGCGGUGUUGGCGUCGCUGGGGAUCGUCCUGGCCGUGGUUUGUUUGGCCUUCAACAUCUACAACGGGCACGUGAGGUACAUCCAGAAUUCCCAGCCCUACCUGAACAACAUGACGGCCGUCGGUUGUACCCUGGCGCUCGCCGCCGUCUUCCCGCUGGGGCUCGAGGGCGGGAACAGGCGGCGGCGCCGUUUCCAACUGUGGCGGCGCGUUCCAACUCUGGCGGCGGGUGUUCCGCAGGCGCGGCUGUGGCUGCUGGGGCUGGGCUUCAGCCUGGCCUACGGCAGCAUGUUCACCAAGAUCUGGUGGGUGCACACCGUCUUCACCAAGAAGGACGACAAGAAGGACAAGCGGAAGAGCCUGGAGCCCUGGAAGCUCUACGCCACCGUGGGGGGCCUGGUGGCCUUUGACGUGGUCACGCUGAGCGUGUGGCAGAUUGUGGACCCCCUGCACCGCACCAUCGAGGAGUUCACCAAGGAGGAGCCCAAGUCGGACAUGGACGUAUCCAUCCUGCCCCAGCUCGAGCACUGCAGCUCCACCAAGAUGAACACCUGGCUCGGGAUUUUUUAUGGAUUCAAGGGGCUGCUGCUGCUGCUGGGGAUUUUUUUGGCUUACGAGACCAAAAGCGUCUCCACGGAGAAAAUCAACGACCACCGGGCUGUGGGCAUGGCCAUCUACAACGUGGCGGUAAAUUUUAGAAAAUCCUGGGAAAAAUUUGGGGGAUUUGUUUUGGGGUCGCUGGGAAUUUUUUGGGAAUUUUUUGGGAAUAAUUCGGGGCAGAUGCGGCGGCUGAUCACGCGCGGCGAGUGGCAGGCGGAGCAGCAGGACACGAUGAAGACGGGAUCGUCCACCAACAACAACGAGGAGGAGAAAUCUCGGCUGCUGGAGAAGGAGAACCGCGAGCUGGAGAAGAUCAUCGCUGAGAAGGAAGAGCGCGUCUCCGAGCUCCGCCAGCAGCUCCAGGCCCGGCAGCAGCUCCAGCUGCGCUCCCGGCGCCGCCACUCCCGCGACUCCCAGAAUUCCCAGGGCUUCCCCCAGAAUUCCCAGCCCCCCCAGCAUUCCCAGCAUUCCCAACAUUCCCAGAAUUCCCAGGGCUUCCCCCAGCCCAGCCUGGUUCGCUGCCUGGUCUCGGAGCAGGCGGAGAAGCUCGGCCGCGGGAAUUGCGACGGCAGCCGCGUGCACCUGCUCUACAAGUGACGGCGCAAUUCCCGGCAUUCCGGAAUAUCCCGGAAUUCCUAUGGGAAAACCAUUCCCACCAAGAAGUUCCUGGAAUUCAAGCAGAAAAAUCCCAGAAUUCAGGUGGGAAAGUUGCUGGAAUUCCAAGCGCAAAAAUCCCAGAAUUUUGGUGGGAAAAUACGAGAAUUCAGGCAGGAAAAUUCCUGGAAUUCACACAGAAAAGUCCUAGAAUUCAUGAAUUCAUUAGAGAAAAUCAUGGAAUUAAUCCAGAAAAACUCCUGGAAAUCCUGAGGAAAAUAAUGGGAUUUCUGCUGAAGAAUUCCUGGAAUUCACACACACAAAAAAAAAAAUUCCCAGAAUUCACAGAGAAAAUAAUGAAAUUCCCACCAGAAAAUUCCUGGAAUUCCUGCCAAAAGAUCCUGGAAUUCUAGCAGAAAAGUCCUGUAAUUCACCCAGGAAAAAAUCCUGGAAUUCACGAAGAAAAUCCCAGAAUUCCCACAGAAAAAUUCCUGGAAUUCCCAUGGAAAAAUUCCCAGAAUUCCCGCCCAAACCCACCGGGAAAUCCAUCGGGUUAGAAACGCACUGUACAGAAUUCCGAGAUAAAUCUGGGAUAAAAAUUCCCAGAAAUCCUCCAGAAUUCCCAUUUGUCCUUUGGUUACCCCAGAAAUGCCCCAGAAUUCCCAAAUUUCCCCUAGAAUUCCCAAAAUUUAUCCCAAAAAUCCUCCAGAAUUUCCAAUUUUUUCCCUAGAAUUCCCAACUUCCCCCCAGAAUUCCCAAUUUUCCUCCAGAAUCCCCAACAUUUAUCCCAAAAAAUCUCUUAGAAUUCCCAAAUUUUCUCCAAGAAUUCUGAACUUUCCCAUAUUGAUCCCCAAAACCCUCAAGAAUUCAUAAAUUUUGUAAAAAAAUUCCCCAUUUCCCUCAAGAAUUCACCUUUAUCCCCAAAAUCCCCCAGAAUUCCAAAUUCCUCCCCCCAAAAUUCAGAAUUUUCCUCCAAAAUCCCCCAAUUUCCCCCAGAAUACCCAAUGUAUCCCAAAAAUCCUCCAGAACUCCAAAUUUCCCCCCAAAAUUCCCAAUUUCCCCCCCAGAAUUCCCGAAAUUUAUCCCAAAAAUCACCCCAGAAUUCCCAAAAAAUCCUCCAACCCCCUCCAGGCGAGAAAAAUUCCCGGAAUUCAGAGGAAAAAAAUUGGGAUUUGGGGCCAGGAAUUCCCAGAAUUUUCUGGGAAUUCUCAGUUUGGCGUCUGGGCUCCAGAAUUUCCAAAAAUUCCUGCAGAAAAAUCGGGAUCCUGCUGCUCCCCA